This is a messenger RNA of Cannabis sativa, 900 nucleotides long. RefSeq lists its product as uncharacterized. The transcript is spliced from 4 exons. The record is from RefSeq and is a predicted model, not a curated record. Lineage: Eukaryota; Viridiplantae; Streptophyta; Magnoliopsida; Rosales; Cannabaceae. The coding region runs from base 1 to 900 and encodes 299 amino acids.
AUGAUGACUAACCGACUGUGUGGUGUGUUGAGUGAUUUAAUUUUGAAAGAACAAAGUGCUUUUAUCCUGGGUAGGCUCAUCACUGAUAAUGCUAAGAUUGGCUUUGAGUAUCUAAACUUUACCAAACAUCACAAGAAGGGGAUGAAAGGUUUCUUGGCACUCAAAGCGGAUAUAGCUAAAGCCUAUGAUAGAGUAGAGUGGACUUUUCUUGUGGGAAUCAUGUGUCGGUUGGGCUUCCUCGAGCUAUGGGUUUCCCUUGUGUUUCAUUGUAUUUCUUUUGUUCGCUACUAUAUUAAUGUUAAUGGUCAAAAAUUGGGGGAUAUCACUUCUAUAAGAGGUAUUCGUCAAAGAGAUCAUUUGUCUCCUUUUUUGUUUCUUAUUUGGGCGGAAGGGCUUUCAUCAGUGUUUAAACAUGAGAGUAUAGUUGGGGGUAUUCAAGGCUUACCUUGUGGGAGAAGAUCUAUUAGAGACAAGAAUUGGAAAAAAUUAUUUGGUUGGAAAUCAAAGAAUUUUUUAGCUGUGGGUCGGGUGGUGCUCCUUAAAUCAUUUGUUCAGGCUAUACAGACCUAUGCUAUGAACUUGUUUCUUCUUCUUGUGAAAUUAAUCGAAGAACUACAUUAUCUUUGCGCCCAUUUCUGGUGGGGUGGGAAUGAUAAUAAUAGAAAUGUGCAUUGGUGUAUUUGGGAGAGAUUGUAUUGGCAUAAGUCUGAUGGUGGUAUGGGUUUUCGAGGGGAUCUUGAUUCCAUUUUAUGGGGCCGAGUACUCUUUGUGGAAGGAGGGCGCGUUGGCUCAUUGGUGAUGGGAACAAUGCUAACAUUUGUUUUGAGUCUCAUUGAUGAAUUAUUCUCUAGUGAUGAAGCUCUUCAAAUUUUGGCUAUUCCAUGGUCUCUUCAUCGUUAG